AUGGAAUUUGUAUCGUCGCCUUUGCCAUCUGAUUAUAUUCGUCAUGAUCCGAGAAUAUUCUUCUCAUAUCACCCUGAGAAUACAUCGUUUCAAAAAGGCUUUUUGGGAGUAAGCACCUCCACUGUGUCCGGAACACUACAUAUCCGAUCUCCUUACGCUGUUGAGGUUAAAAACAUUGCAUUGACAUUCAUCGGCCGAGAGGUUGUGGAAUGGGGUGAUUUAAAAAAGAUAAAAGCCGAAAAAAUUAUUUUCAGUCAAAGUGAUUAUCUGUGGGAAGCCGCGUCAGCUUUGGGACGUGAACUCAUCACUGACUUGGAUUUGCCGUUUAGCUUCGAUGUGCCCGAAGAUGUUGUUGAAUCAUUUACUUCACAAUUCGGUAAAGUCCAAUAUACUUUAAAGGCCAUCGUUAAUCAUAAAGCCAAGAAGAAGAUAGCAGUGGAGGUGAAAGUACCAUUAUGUAGAUGGUCAAUACCGGAAGAACAAAAAUUGAGACCUUUGAUAAUAAGAUCAAAUGCUCGACAUCGAAAAAUGUCUCUUUCGUGGCAAGCUAUUCUCCCACGCACAUUUUUUGAUAUAAACUCCGAGGUGGUAAUCAAGCUGCGGCUUGUUUCGCACAAUCCUUAUCUGAGAAUCAGAAAGAUCAGUGCGUAUUUAAAAACCUAUGUGAAUUACACGGUGAAGAAUCAUGGAGUGUUGCAUGAGAAGAGACACUCGAAAUACCAAAUAUAUGGAAAAGAUAUCCAGAUGACACCGGUGGGGUUGGAUACGGAAUUUGAAUCGAAUGUGGUGGUGAAGAUAUCUAAUAGUGUUCCGCCUACUUGUAAAACAAAAUAUACUGCCGUUAAAAAUCAGAUUCAUAUUAAGGUAUCGUUGGAAAAAUCGCGACAUCCUGUAAUGAUUAUAAGAGAUAUCACAGUGGGAAGAAAUUUUAUGAGUUACGGUGAUUUAGUAGAACAAAUAAUAUAA
Molecule: messenger RNA, 966 nt
Organism: Acaulospora morrowiae
Lineage: Eukaryota; Fungi; Glomeromycota; Glomeromycetes; Diversisporales; Acaulosporaceae
Source: the annotation of a GenBank genome assembly